GUCUGUAUUACCGGAGAGAAACCUCAGGCAGUAGUUGACGUAUAUGGUUAGGAACAUUAUACAACAAAAUACAUUUCACGACGUUGCCACAGAAGGAAUUUGAGGACAUUUAGUAAUUUUAUCCAUAGAAGACACUGUAAUAAUCGAGGAUGUCGAAGGUAUUGGACGAGGAGUUGAAGCAAGCCUUUUCAAAGCUGCACGAGAAGAUGGUAGACACUAAGCAGAAGUUAAAACUGGCUGAUAUACAAAUUGAGAAGCUGCGGCGUACGAAACAGCGGGCAGAGCUCACUACAAAGGAAAUUACCAGCCUCCCUGGAGACACGAGGAUGUACGAGUCUGUCGGUCGAAUGUUCCUCCUAGAUAACAUGAGUAACAUUAAGGACGGUUUGGAAAUUAGAAUAAAAAUGUCCGACGAGAAGAUCAAGACGCUAGAAAAUAACAAAACGUACCUGCAGCGGAGUUUAAAGGAAAGCGAAAAUGAGAUUAGAGAAAUGAUUCAGCAAAAGCAGAGCAAAGAAACUUCGGGUUAAAACUUAUAUAUUGAUGUAUGUGAAUGCUAUUUCAAUCAUUAAUAUCCGAUUCUCACCAGUAUCCUUUGAACCUUUCGGGUAUACCUCUAUAACUUGGGAUAUGUAUCUGUAAAUAUACAGUACCUAUAAAAAAUUCAUCAUCUGUUGCCUAGACAUCACGCUUCGCACGUUGAUACAUUUUUGUAAUUGUGACUUUUUUUGUAUAUCAUGGAAUAAAGCAAUGAGCGCGUGUGCGCGUCAAUGAAUUCAAUAGUGUGAAAGUCAAAUUAAUUCAAUUAUUUAAUUAUAUACAAAAUUAUACAAAAGAGAGGCAUAAGAAAUGUAUUGUAUGCAUGUAAGCAAUAAUGAUUGUAAUUAAAUAAACAUUUUGAUUUUAUAGCUCGAAAA
Temnothorax curvispinosus is the source of this 917-nucleotide messenger RNA. RefSeq names its product prefoldin subunit 1 (gene Pfdn1). Gene Ontology annotation, biological process: protein folding. Gene Ontology annotation, molecular function: protein folding chaperone. The transcript is spliced from 2 exons. Gene Ontology annotation, cellular component: cytoplasm; prefoldin complex. The coding region runs from base 150 to 530 and encodes 126 amino acids. NCBI's taxonomy places the organism in Eukaryota, Metazoa, Arthropoda, Insecta, Hymenoptera, Formicidae. The record is from RefSeq and is a predicted model, not a curated record.